AUGGAUGCGGCAAGAUCCUCCAGUUCCAGCCGUCAUUUUGUUUCCGGUCUAGGUUCCGGUAUAUCCACUGCUAUCAUACUCCAGCCUCUCGAUCUUCUCAAGACAAGAGUGCAGCAGUCAGGUCAAGCGUCUUUGUACAGCUCAUGGCUAGAGCUACGUCAAUCUCCUAACCAGCUUCGCUCUCUGUGGAGAGGCACCCUUCCUUCGGCCCUUCGCACAGGAUUUGGUUCUGCACUAUAUUUCUCGACACUCAACGCCAUCCGUCAAUAUGUAGCGCAGUCUGGGUCUGGCCAAGGCAGUAUGGCUAGCUCCACAGCAUUACCCAAGCUAUCGAACACGACAAAUCUGCUCUCGGGGGCUGUGGCGCGAACUUGGGCAGGCUUCGUUCUCAUGCCUUUAACUGUCAUCAAAGUGCGGUUCGAAUCCAACUUGUACUCCUACCCCUCUCUUUUCAAUGCGGCCAUGGAUAUUCAACGACGGGAGGGCUUUCGCGGCUUCUUUUCUGGCCUUGGUGCUACCGCAAUUCGCGAUGCGCCGUACGCUGGCCUAUAUGUGCUCUUCUACGAAAAGUUGAAAUCUCAUCUCGGGUCUCUUGCCGAGACUGACUUAGACUCGGAUACCAAAACUGUCAUGGGCACUCCCUUAGCAAGCUCCAUCAAUUUCAGCUCUGCGAUCUUGGCUGGAGCAGUCUACGCAUGGGACGCAAAGCCCUUAGCUCCGCUCUAG
This is a messenger RNA of Beauveria bassiana ARSEF 2860, 726 nucleotides long. Its product is annotated as solute carrier family 25 member 38. The transcript is spliced from 3 exons. Gene Ontology annotation, biological process: glycine import into mitochondrion. Gene Ontology annotation, molecular function: glycine transmembrane transporter activity. The record is from RefSeq and is a predicted model, not a curated record. NCBI's taxonomy places the organism in Eukaryota, Fungi, Ascomycota, Sordariomycetes, Hypocreales, Cordycipitaceae. The coding region runs from base 1 to 726 and encodes 241 amino acids. Gene Ontology annotation, cellular component: mitochondrion.